AUGGCUGGCCCUUUGUGUAAGGUCUUCAUUCUGCUGGUGCUACUGAAGCCCAGUGACGGACUAUUUCGUGCCCUGUACCAAAAUGUCCGGGUUUACACUCCAAGAAAAGGAAUCUCAGGAAGGCCCUUAUUCCUGACCCAGUAUAUUGAAGCUAGGAGCAUCGAAGCAGGGAGAGAAUUGAGUUUUGUCAGUCCUUUCCCAGGGACACGUCUGAAGAGUUACUCAGGGUACCUCACCGUGAAUAAGACGUACAACAGCAACCUGUUCUUCUGGUUCUUUCCCGCCCAGGUCCAGCCAGCAGAUGCUCCAGUACUUCUUUGGCUACAAGGAGGGCCGGGAGGCUCUUCGAUGUUUGGCCUCUUUGUGGAACACGGACCUUAUGUUGUCACAAGCAACAUGACCCUGCGCCUCAGAGACUUCUCGUGGACCACCACGUUCUCGAUGCUGUACAUCGACAAUCCCGUGGGCACCGGCUUCAGUUUUACUGAUGAUCCCCAGGGAUACGCAGUCAAUGAAGAUGAUGUGGGGAGACAUUUGUACAGUGCACUGAUCCAGUUUUUCCAGUUGUUUCCUGAAUACAGACAGAAUGAAUUUUAUGCGACUGGGGAAUCAUAUGCAGGGAAGUAUGUGCCUGCCAUUGCAUACUACAUCCACACCCACAACUCCAUGGCCAAGGUGAAGAUCAACUUGAAAGGAAUUGCUAUUGGAGAUGCAUAUUUUGACCCUGAAUCAAUCAUAGGGGGCUAUGCAACGUUCCUGUACCAAAUUGGCUUGUUGGAUGAAGCGCAGAGAAAGUACUUCCAGAAGCGUUGUGACGAGUGUAUAAAGCAGAUCAAGACGAAGAACUGGAUGCGGGCCUUUGAAAUAUUGGAUAUCCUACUAGAUGGCGACCUAACAAAUGAACCUUCUUACUUUGAGAAUGCUACAGGAUGUACUAAUUAUUAUAACUUUUUACAGUGCAAGGAACCCGAAGACCAAACUUACUACGGGAAAUUUUUGUCACUCUCAGAAGUGAGACAUGCUCUCCAUGUGGGAAACCGGAAUUUCAGCGAUGGUUCUGACGUUGAAAAGCAUUUGCGAGAAGAUACCGUGAAGUCCGUGAAGCCGUGGUUAAUUGAACUCAUGAAUAACUACAAGGUUCUGAUCUACAAUGGUCAGCUGGACAUCAUCGUGGCUGCCCCCCUGGUGGAGCGCUCCUUGAUGGCCAUGAACUGGAAAGGCCUCGAGAGAUACAGGACGGUGCAGAGGAAAGUGUGGAAGAUCUUUAAAUCCGACGAUGAAGUGGCUGGCUAUGUGCGGCAAGUUGAUAACUUCUGCCAGGUAAUUGUUCGCGGGGGAGGACACAUCUUGCCCUAUGACCAGCCUCUGAGAUCUUUCGACAUGAUGAAUCGUUUUAUUUUUGAAAGGGGGUGGGACCCUUAUGGGGAAUAACGUCUCUUCCUACAAGGGAAGUUUAGAGAUUUUCAUGUUUGAAAUAGAAAAUCUUAAGAU
This is a messenger RNA of Echinops telfairi (small Madagascar hedgehog), 1491 nucleotides long. It is a transcript of the gene CPVL, whose product is annotated as carboxypeptidase vitellogenic like. Gene Ontology annotation, molecular function: serine-type carboxypeptidase activity. The record is from RefSeq and is a predicted model, not a curated record. Gene Ontology annotation, biological process: proteolysis. Lineage: Eukaryota; Metazoa; Chordata; Mammalia; Afrosoricida; Tenrecidae. Bases 1 to 1431 code for a protein of 476 amino acids. The transcript is spliced from 12 exons.